This is a messenger RNA of Suillus discolor, 2754 nucleotides long. RefSeq lists its product as uncharacterized. The record is from RefSeq and is a predicted model, not a curated record. The coding region runs from base 1 to 2754 and encodes 917 amino acids. The transcript has 12 exons. Lineage: Eukaryota; Fungi; Basidiomycota; Agaricomycetes; Boletales; Suillaceae.
AUGGACUACGCCCUUUGCGAGGCUUCCCGGCACAACAUGGAAGGCAUCACCAGGGCUGUCACCUUCUAUGAUAUUAAUUGUCAAUACAACAAACACUUUCGGGUUCGGGUGGAUCGAAGUCGAUUUCUAGAAAUGGCACCACAACUAACCAUCAUUCCCGGAAUUGGGUUGUGGCACGUUCAUGGCCAUCAGGACAGCUGCUAUGUGCGAUAUGCUUCUAACUUUAUUGAAGGCAUUGGUCGGAUCGAUGGAGAGAUCAUGGAGACGCUAUGGGCACGGCUCAAUCUGAUCUCCCCUGCUGCUCGGGGAAUGUCAUCUCCCCACCGAAAGGAAUGCCUUGAUUAUCAGAUGAAUGACUCCAAUUUCUGCAAGAUGAUUCGCAUGAAAAGGACUCUAUGCCGGAAAUACAAGCUGGCUAGGAAUGGCAUCUCGGAAAGUGGAAAGGCAUUUGACAGACUCGAUGAAGCAGCACCCUCACAUUUGAAGACAGAAUGGUUAGCCAGGGAGAGGAUAGCUCAGUCAAGCAGAUUGAAUGAUCCUUCGGCGAUGGAUGAAUAUGAGAUCAAUAUAAAAAAGGCACCUAGCAAAAAGGAGAUCGAGCUUAGAUUAUUAGAGGAGGGGUUAGCAAUUGAAGAGGCUCAGAUUGCAUUGCUCAUCGAGGUCCGAAGGAUCGGAAGAAGAUCCACCGAGACACAGAGAUUAGACAUCGCCCGUCAACGCGAUCGGCUCCAAGGCCAGAUAGAUGGAUUUGCUCGGUCUGCUCUAACACAUCUCGGGGAGGGAUUUGAUGCAGAUGAUGAACCUGAGGACUUGAACGUAGACAUUCUAGAUGAUCUCGAUGAUGACCCGGCGGAUUUCACAGAGACAUCUCAUACAUGGACAAACUCUCCCGAGCUCACUGUAAUCCCAUUGCCAUCAAACCUGGGGGUUGAUAGAUGCAGACGAUGCAUGGCAGAGGAUCUGAUUCCCCUGGAGAUGUCGCUUCGUGAAGGGCAGGCCAAUGAUGCCCUUCACAAUCUCCGCAUUUACCUUUGCAACAAGGCCAUCCUGUUCCGAACAACCGUUAGGCAGGCCAAAUCCCAGGCCCUGAAAACUCGAGCUUGGUCCCAGGUGACGUCGGUGCAGCAGGCAGUCUCCCUCCAUGCCAGCAUAUAUACAAAGACCAGGAAGCAAAUGAUGAAACUUGAGCCGGGGCAAGACCAGCUUCAGAAAUACAAACCCCUGCUUCGCGAGCAACUCAAAAUUAGCACUGCAGUGGGUGACCCAAAUGCCCGAGGUCAACGAAAUGAAUCUUUGGCUUGGUUUUGGUCUGUUGAAGUCGACCUCGGGGGUCCUGAUCAAUCGUGGAAUGAGGAAUUUUACCGAGUCCAUUGGCUCAGGGCAAAGGCACUACGAGAUCGAUGGAGGGAAGAAAUGAUAUUGGUCAAAUUGGAGAUGGAUUGGACAUCAACCCAAUGGGGCGACCACAUGCAGGAAUCAUUGGAGAAACGACCUUCCGGGUCACGGAUGCUACGCCGGAAGGCAAUCCCAAAUCGCCAUAGUCCUGUAUUAGCCAUGCCUGCAACUCCUGCAUCCACUUCUGGCACUCUGAAUGCCGGAAGCCAUUACCGACCCCUGAAGCUGAGCCUUGCAACUAUUUCCUGCACAUUGGCAAUGGCUGGAUCGCGGGUCCGUGCAUGCAUCUCUCAAUAUCGGACGGAAGCUGCCAACAAUGGUCUAUCUUCUGACCGGAUCAAGUAUUUUAAAGCCGGGCUGCAAUGGGAGAUGAAUUACUCCGCUUCACAGAAUAUCGUGUUGGUUCUUCCGGUCCCUGUCGCUUAUAUCCUUAAGUUGUAUCCCAUGCUAACCUGGAACACGGUUCCGGACGACGUCUUUUCAUUCCACCUCCUUGCAUUUGAUGAUGAGGCAAUUGCAGGACAUCCGUCCCGGAUUGUGUUCAAAUAUACAUGUCCAUGGUGGAUGGGAAACACCACAAUCCCGGAUCAACCAUGGCAGUGGGAUGAAAUAAUGGCUUCCUGCAUCUCUCACUACCAGUAUUGGGCGCUUAAUGUUGAGGAUGAUGCUUUGGUUCUUCCAGAGAAGUUGAAAAACACUUCGACUCCACCACUUAUGGGACUGAGGUGGAUUAAAGAACGCAUGGAAGCAUUGAUGGAGGAGCAAGAUCAUGGCAUCAAAGCCAAGAUGGCAGAGGUGAAGAUGUACACUGACAUGUUAGAGAAAUUGAGGAAAGGCAAAGGAGUGUCCCGAGUCCCGAAUUUCGGAGGUCGGGGUUCGGAGACCCGGAGCUCGGCAACUGUGUUGGGUGUCAGGGUAUCCAGACCAUUGGAGAUAGCAUGUGGACUCGGUAUUCAGAACAGUGUCAAGUCCCAGGUCACGAGCUCCGAGUGCCGAGUGCCGAACCCCGAGUCCCGAGUCCCGAGUCCCGAAUUUCGGAGGUCGGGGUUCGGCGACCCGGAGCUCGGCAACUGUGUUGGGUGUCAGGGUACUCGGAGCAUUGGAGAUAGCAUUUGUGUCAGGGACUCGGUAUUCAGAACAGUGUUGAGUCCCAGGUCACGAGCUCCGAGUCCCGAGUCCCGAACCCCGAGUCCCGAAUUUUGGAGGUCGGGGUUCGGCGACCUGGAGCUCGGCAACUGCUGGUUGCCGAGCUCCGGGUCGCCGAACCCCGACCUCCGAAAUUCGGGACUCGGGACUCGGGACUCGGGGUUCGGCACUCGGCACUCGGAGCUCGUGACCUGGGACUUGACACUGUUCUGA